Messenger RNA from Mercurialis annua (annual mercury), 558 nucleotides. Its product is annotated as protein RALF-like 4. The record is from RefSeq and is a predicted model, not a curated record. The coding region runs from base 87 to 422 and encodes 111 amino acids. Lineage: Eukaryota; Viridiplantae; Streptophyta; Magnoliopsida; Malpighiales; Euphorbiaceae. The transcript has a single exon.
UUCUCUUCUUUCUUUUUAAAAAGAAAAGUUGAGAUAUCAAAAAAACAUAAUCAAGAAAAUAAAAUCUCUUUUUCUUGAAAACAAAAAUGAAUCUUAGGUUUUGGUUAGUAUUUCUCCUUAUUACCAUCGCCAUGGUGGUGAGGGAUGCAACCGCCACCUCGGGCGGCAAAAACUACAGCGGCGGGUUAGUCGGCGAUCAAGUCGGCGAGGAGGACGAGAUGUUGAUGGAGUCGGAAGCGAGCCGCCGGAUCUUGGCUUCGGGCAAAAGGUUCCUAAGCUAUGCAGCUUUGAAGGCUAAUAUGACACCAUGCAAUAAAAGAGGACGUUCUUAUUAUUCAUGCAAACAACAAUCUCGUAGAAAGGUUAACCCUUACAAGCGUGCAUGCACCGUCAUCACUAAAUGUUAUAGGUUCACCCAUUAAUUCUAUUUAUAAGCAAAGUUUGAUAAUAAUAAUAAUAAUAUCAAAAUAUUAAUUUGGGAAAAAUUAAAAAUAUUUAUGUAAUUUUAUGUUUGAAAACUGUGUUAUGAAAUUUGUUGUUUUAGAUCAUGUUUUUAUA